AUGGCGUCACUACUGAAGAACCAAAUUCUGAAGCACCUGUCAAAGUUCACCAAGAACCUGUCGCCUGAAAAGCUGCAGAUGAGCACUAUGCGGGGCUCCUUUGAGGUGAACAACAUUGAGCUUAAUGAACAGGUGCUCAUGGAGCUGCUGGAGCUGCCGGUGUGGCUGUCGCUGACCAAGGCCCACUGCAACUACGCUUCAGUCAAGAUAAACUGGAUCAAAAUUAAAACGAUACCCAUUUACAUUGUUCUGGACGAGGUGACCAUCGAGGCGGAAACCUGCGAGGACUUUCGCGAGUCAUCUACAACAACAACAACACUUCUCACCUGCAGAGAGGCCGGCAGCUACGGGUUCAUCAACAAAGUCAUCGACGGCAUCACUCUGUCCAUCAACUCGGUGAACGUUCAGUUUCGCUCCGCCAUCUUCAGCGCCUCCUUUGAGCUGACGCGCAUCACCAUCGAGAGUCGCAGCUGCCUGUGGAAGGCGGUGGACGACCUCUCGAAGACGCGCAUCCGCGACCCGGCGCGCGGACAGGUGCUCGUCUUCAAGCACAUCGAGUGGCAGACGCUGCGCUUUGUCGCCAAGUCGGAGACGAAGCAGUCG
This is a messenger RNA of Rhagoletis zephyria (snowberry fruit fly), 603 nucleotides long. Lineage: Eukaryota; Metazoa; Arthropoda; Insecta; Diptera; Tephritidae. The record is from RefSeq and is a predicted model, not a curated record.